Molecule: messenger RNA, 879 nt
Organism: Impatiens glandulifera
Lineage: Eukaryota; Viridiplantae; Streptophyta; Magnoliopsida; Ericales; Balsaminaceae
Exons: 1
Coding region: 1-879 (292 amino acids)
Source: RefSeq, a predicted model, not a curated record
AUGACAGCAGAAAACCGGAGCAGUGCUCCUCCACAGACUGAUAAGACUCCGGAACUUGAGCAAGUAAAGGAAGUAGUGGUUGGUACAAUCAUCUCUUGUCUUCACAAAUACAGCAUUGCUACCGAUGAGAAGAUUGCAACCGUUGAAACCAAUUUGACAGAAACUAUCCGGGCAUCCAUUCAAUCCGAAAUUGACAACACCACUCAAACAUCGAUGAAGUCGAUGAUAGAUGAAACCGUGCAAACAUCAAUUAAGUCAAUGAUCGCCGAAUCCGUUCAAAUCGCAACCGCUCCUUUGAUAGACAUGAUGCAGGCUAUGGCCGCUCAGAUUGAGGAGCUGUCCAAACUUCAAGUCAACAAAACUCAAGCGCAGAUCAGUUCUGAUACCGAAACUACCAAGGAACUUCAAGACGAAGAAAAGGAGAGGGAACGGUUAAGGAAGGAAAUUGAAGACAAAGAUCAUGAGUUGUCCAAGCAAUGCAAUGAGGAAGAAGAGGCCGCUCUACAAGAAUCCACACUGGCUCAACCCUCGCACUCUAUGAAAACAAGGAAUAAGAACAAACGGAAAACGAUUGCGGCUGUAAUGAAGCUGGCGGAACGAAGCGGUCUAGGAGAGAUUCAACCGGUCAGACUAAACGAAGAACCUCUUGACGAAGAAGAAGAAGAAGAGGAUAUCAAACAACUCAACCGGCGAAAGAAGAAAGCAGUCGAAAUUCCAAGUAACAGGACGAUUGUUGCUCAACCGUCUCGCCCACCAAGACCAGUAAAUGGCGGUUUCGGAUUCGGCAAACAAACUCCCGGCAUCUCAAGUGUAUUUACCGGAUGGCAAUUCUACGCUGAACGAAGAGAGAGGGAAUGGGAGGCGAGGGAAGAAGAAUAA